AUGGCGUCGCGGCUCGCGCGGACGCGCGUUAAAAAUACGCCGCGUCGAUGGCGCGCGUCGUCGGCGGCGCGCGCGGCGACGCGCGGGCGCGGACGACGCGCGACGUCGUUCGCGCCGCUCGAAAUAUCUGCAGCUUCGCGCGGCGCGGCGCGAGCGGCGCGCGGCGCGGCGCGAGCGGCGCGCGCGCGCGGGCGUCGGGUCGUCGUCGUGCCGGGAUUUUUGACCGGGAGCGACGCGUACGAGGGCGUCGCGCGCGCGCUGGCGCGAGCGAUCGGGGACGACGCGCGCGUGCGCGUCGCGCCGGUGAAGCGAGAGAUGUGGUUCGGGACGCUGCGCGGCGGUUCGUUCGAGGAGAUUUUAGACGUCGUCGACGCGUGCGCGCGAGAGGCGGCGAGGGAUGGCGGUGAGAGGGUGUGCUUGGUCGGACACAGCGCGGGAGGGUGGUUGGGGCGGUUGUAUUUGGGCGACGCGCGGGCGUAUCGCGGCGAAGCGCCGUACGACGGCGCGCGAUUCGUGGACGCGUUGAUCACGCUCGGCGCGCCGCACGGGAGCUUGGAGAAGUAUCCGUUCGGGUCGUCGCUCGCGUUUACGAAUUAUUAUUAUCCGGGCGCGUAUCGCGCCGACGUGCGAUACGUCGACGUCGUCGGUGAUUACGCCCGCGGCUCGGCGAAUUUCGAGCUCUUUGACGCGCUGUGCGAUAGGAGUGACACCAAGCGACCGCUCGUCGAUCGCGUGCGCGCCGCUUGGGAAGCGUUCACGAUCGGAGUUUCGUACGCCGCCAACUGCGGAAGAGCCGACGUCCGCGGCGACGGCGUCACCCCGAUCGACACCGCCCACGCCCUGACGGGCUCUGAACACGUCAUCUUGCCCGGCGUGUACCACGGCCCGACGAAACCGACUCGUUGGUACGGCGCCGAUUCCGUCGUUGAACUGUGGUAUCCGUACUGUUUGUAA
Messenger RNA from Ostreococcus lucimarinus CCE9901, 954 nucleotides. RefSeq lists its product with no specific name. Lineage: Eukaryota; Viridiplantae; Chlorophyta; Mamiellophyceae; Mamiellales; Bathycoccaceae. The record is from RefSeq and is a predicted model, not a curated record. The transcript has 2 exons. The coding region runs from base 1 to 954 and encodes 317 amino acids.